AUGUCGAAUCCUUCAGAGCCCGCCAGCGAUGGCAAGGGUCGUCUUCUGCUCGUUUCCAACCGUCUACCCAUCACCAUCAAGCGCUCCGAUGACGCUACCUACGACUUCUCCAUGUCCUCCGGUGGUCUAGUCAGUGGUCUCUCCGGACUCGCAAAGACGACAAAGUUCCAGUGGUAUGGCUGGCCCGGUAUUCAGGUUCCUCAGAACGAGAUCGGUCUCGUCAAGGACAGACUAUGGAAAGAGUAUGGCGCAGUCCCCAUCUUCAUGGACGAUGAACUGGCCGACAGACAUUACAAUGGCUUCUCUAACUCAAUCCUCUGGCCCCUCUUCCACUACCACCCCGGUGAGAUCACCUUCGACGAGUCCGCCUGGAAUGCAUACAAGGAAGCCAACCGUCUGUUCGCAAAGGAGAUCGCAAAGGACGUACAAGAUAAUGAUCUGAUCUGGGUUCACGACUACCAUCUCAUGCUUCUGCCCGCUAUGCUCCGCGAAGAGAUUGGCGACUCGAAGCGCAACGUCAAGUUCGGCUUCUUCCUCCACACUCCCUUCCCCAGUAGCGAGAUCUACAGAAUCUUGCCUGUCCGUAACGAGAUUCUCAACGGUGUACUGCACUGCGACUUGAUCGGAUUCCACACCUAUGAUUAUGCUAGACACUUCCUCAGCAGUUGUUCCAGAAUCCUUGGACUGCCAACAACGCCCAACACGGUCGAGUUCCAGGGCAAGGUCGUCACCGUCGGUGCAUUCCCCAUCGGUAUUGAUCCCGAGAAGUUCGAAGAAGGCCUCAAGAAGCCUAAGGUUGCCGAGCGUAUCCAGACACUCGAGAAGAAGUUCCAAGGCGUCAAGCUGAUUGUCGGUGUUGAUCGUCUCGAUUACAUCAAGGGUGUUCCUCAGAAGCUCCACGCUCUCGAGGUUUUCCUGACAGAACACCCCGAAUGGAUCGGCAAGGUUGUGCUGGUUCAGGUUGCCGUCCCUUCGAGACAGGACGUUGAGGAGUAUCAGAACCUCCGUGCUGUUGUCAACGAACUUGUCGGCAGAAUCAACGGCAAAUUCGGAACCAUCGAAUUCAUGCCCAUCCACUUCAUGCACAAGUCAGUCUCUUUCGACGAGCUGAUCGCACUUUACGCUGUCAGUGAUGUCUGUCUCGUUUCUUCGACCAGAGACGGCAUGAACCUCGUCUCGUACGAAUACAUUGCAACUCAGCAGAAGCGCCACGGUUCCAUGAUCUUGUCCGAAUUCACCGGUGCAGCUCAGAGUCUCAACGGCAGCAUCAUCGUCAACCCCUGGAACACGGAAGAACUGGCCGAUGCCAUCCACGACGCUGUCACCAUGGGAGACGAGCAGAGAAGCAUCAAUUACCACAAGCUCGCCAAAUACGUCAACAAAUACACCAGUGCUUGGUGGGGCGAGUCUUUCGUCAAUGAACUCACCAGAAUCUCUGAGCAGGCCGAGAAGAAGAUCAAGGUCAAGCAGUCUGCGCUUGAUGGAAAGCUGCACGAAGAGACUACUCAAAAGAGCACUGCCAACCAGGACAACGAAGGCACUGGCUCUGGUUUGAACUCUGGCACAAACUCUGGUACCUCGACCCCCAGGAGACCUGACGCAAAGAGAGCCCAGACCGCUCUCUAA
Molecule: messenger RNA, 1626 nt
Organism: Aureobasidium namibiae CBS 147.97
Lineage: Eukaryota; Fungi; Ascomycota; Dothideomycetes; Dothideales; Saccotheciaceae
Product: Alpha,alpha-trehalose-phosphate synthase
Exons: 4
Coding region: 1-1626 (541 amino acids)
Biological process (GO): trehalose biosynthetic process; cellular response to heat
Cellular component (GO): cytosol; alpha,alpha-trehalose-phosphate synthase complex (UDP-forming)
Molecular function (GO): alpha,alpha-trehalose-phosphate synthase (UDP-forming) activity
Source: RefSeq, a predicted model, not a curated record